GGUCUGAGGAGUGGUUUCCCCGACACCAGGAUGGGCCGUCUUGGACACGUUUGAAAAUAAGUGUGAAACACUCCAAUCGUGUGGGACGCGAUCAAGAUCCAACGCUGGACUGCAUGAGCCCUGGCCGGGUCGUCGAUUUGGAAUGGACAACUUGUUUCGCCGCUCACUCGCCGUCACCCGACCAAGGCAGGUCGCAGAGGAUGAAGCCGUAUCUGCAGACCCGGGGCCCCUUCUCAUCACUCCAAAGUCGGAGCGUGAUGAUCCUCCAGGUUGGACGGAGAUCGGCUUGGGUCGAUCCCACACGAUGCCGCCGAAUCGCUCCCGGAAUCCCGCUGCGUGCCGUCCUCUCAUCCGAUGCUGUCCGUCUCAAGAAGCCACCGCGUCACCCAGUAUGCCAACUUACUUUUUUGGCAGUAUACUGCAUCUGCCUUCCUCAAACGGACGAGCAGGAGACAUCUUGUGGUCGCUCGGCUUUUCCGAUAAGCUUGGCCAUUGUGGUGUGGAUGGCCGAGUCAGCCAACAAGACUUGUUCCACGGACAAUUGCACGCUGCGGUUACAUGGGGCCCGCUUCGUCCCAUUUUCUGCACUCGUCUCUGGUAGAUUCUGCGGGUUGAGCCUUUUCGGAUCCGACUUGUGGAUGAACAGACGCAGCAUGAAGACGCUCAAUUACCCGUUUGAUCGACACCCGCAGCGGAAGACGCAAGACAGACUCAACGGCAGUGGAAGCACGAGAAACCACGUGUGGACUAGGCCAAAUGUUAAUCGAGUUCGCGAGCCGUUGAUGAGGACAAGUGGCUGCGGACAAGACAGCGCUAGAGCGGUAGUUGGCGUUCUUCUAGAAUUAUAUCGGCAGAUGCUCCGGACCUAUCCGUGGUAGACUGGCGAUCGACAUCACCAACGCAUGCCCCGUCAACGAGGCGGCAGUAGGUCGGGUAGCU
Molecule: messenger RNA, 939 nt
Organism: Colletotrichum phormii
Lineage: Eukaryota; Fungi; Ascomycota; Sordariomycetes; Glomerellales; Glomerellaceae
Exons: 1
Coding region: 114-878 (254 amino acids)
Source: RefSeq, a predicted model, not a curated record